Molecule: messenger RNA, 1239 nt
Organism: Drosophila takahashii
Lineage: Eukaryota; Metazoa; Arthropoda; Insecta; Diptera; Drosophilidae
Biological process (GO): proteolysis
Molecular function (GO): serine-type endopeptidase activity
Source: RefSeq, a predicted model, not a curated record
GAUCAUCGAUCACCGGGAUCAGCUAAUAUUUUUUUCCGUUUGUGAAUUUUGUGCUCGGGAUACGUUUUGUGAAAUGCAGCUCAACGAUCAUUGGCGAAAGAUCGUAAAGACCCUGAUCUUUGCGUUUCUUUGCACUGAAAUGCAGACGACCUAUACCCAUCGAGAUUUGGCGGCAAAACGUGGCAUUGGCCUGGCCGAAAUGGAUGCCAUUGCCGCGGCCACGGGUGAGGAUCCAUUGCGGGGGAAAAUUAGGGCUCCGCACCAGGCGUCCAUAAGGCUGUUGGCCCACGAACGGGAUUACUUUGGCAAGGGACACAUCUGCUCGGGCGCUUUGGUGGCGCCCUCUGUUGUGCUGACCGUCAGUAGCUGCAUCUUCAGUCAGGUAAAGAAGAGCUACUACCAUCCAUCGGAACUGCGCGUUAUGCUCGGGAAUCCCCAGAGAUUUGCUCCCCACGAGCAGGGACUCUUCUUCGGCGUGACCCACAUCCACCAGCCUCCUAAAGAUUUGGCUCUGGCCAUUCUGAUGCUGGAAAAGGAUGUGCCUCUGGAUCAUCCGCUCAUCCAGCCCAUUGGCCUGCCCUCGCCUGGAGCCACCUCUGUCCUGGAUUCGGAAUCCAGUAGUCUUCUGCAGAUCAGCACUUGGGGCUACGAUGGCGAUAUUCGCGAGCUGCACGAUCUGGUCACGCUGAAUGCCACGCACACUUCGUGUCACCAGCAGCAGAGCAAAUCUCCGAGGAUUUGUGUCCAGCCGGAGACGGGCAACUCCAAUCCUGGCCAGCUUUACAUGGAUGCGGGUGCCACGCUAACGGAACGCGAUCGCCUGCUUGGCCUGAGGAGCAUCGAUGGCGGAUUCGAGGACGUGGCCAGUCAUGUGGAGUGGAUACUGGCCAAGAUUGGGGAUGGUGGCAAUCAGAACAGCUCCAUUUGGGGCAUUUUGGGAUUCCUAGUGUUCACCGGUUACGUGAUCACCAUCAGUAGGAAGAGCUUUUCCACCUAGGAGGAAAAACUCAAUUGGGGGAAACUAGCCAAGUAAGAUUUCCUUGGCUUUACACUAGUGACAAAGCCAAGAAGUGUGAUAAUCUCGAUCCCAUGUUUUUUUUGUUGCCUACUAGCUUUAAGAUACUAGAUAAUAUAUACAUUCCAAAAAUAAUAACAAAAUUAUGAUUUAACAAAACUAAACAAUUCAUAGCAUAAACAUAGGAUAUAUACAGUAAAUAAAACUAAACAUAGUUAACAAUA